UAUAACAUCUCUUUAUUUUCUGCUUUUUUCUGUUAGGUUUUGUGUGAGGGAGAGAGGGAGGAAAAGGGCUAGUCAUGGCCAGGUUGAUAGUGUACGUGAUGGUUGUACUUGCUGCAGUAAUAUUUGUGCAUGCAGCAGCAGCAAGAAACAUUCCUAGUACUACUAUCGCUACAACAGCGAAGCCUAACGAAACUCAAACUGAAAAUACACUGAAUGUGAGAACUGCUGCAGCUCCAUCUCCAAGUGGUGCUGGCGUUAAGGACAAGAAGAACUUCAUCACCUAUGGUGGCAUUGGGGGAUGGGCUGGAGUUGGAUAUGCUGGCUUGAUUCCAACACUUGGUGGCAUUGGUGGAGUUGGUGGUGGGGUUGGUGGAGCUGGUGGUGGGGUUGGGGGACUUGGUGGUGUUGGUGGACUUGGCGGCCUCGGCGGAGUUGGUGGCCUAGGUGGCGUUGGUGGUGGAGGUGGUGCAGGUGGUGUUGGCGGUGUUGGUGGAGUAGGCGGUGCAGGAGGAGUGGGCGGAGUCGGAGUUGGUGGUGGCAUUGGAGGUGGUAAAAUUAUUCCCUAAAUGAGAUGAGUCUAGGUUGUUAUUUUACUUCUGAUCUUGCAAUGUUAGGGCUUUCUUUGAGUUCAACAAGUACUGUUUUAGUGUUUCUUGGAUGUCAUUUGUAGCAUGCAAUCUGCAUAGGCUGUCCUUUUCAGCUUGUUUUGAAGUCAUUGUAAUCCUCUUUAAUUUCCUAAUUUAGUGAACUUGUUUAAGUGUAGGUUUUUUGUUC
Molecule: messenger RNA, 774 nt
Organism: Coffea eugenioides
Lineage: Eukaryota; Viridiplantae; Streptophyta; Magnoliopsida; Gentianales; Rubiaceae
Product: glycine-rich protein 23-like
Exons: 1
Coding region: 75-566 (163 amino acids)
Source: RefSeq, a predicted model, not a curated record